AUGUCAUGUCAAUUCCCAUUAUUGUCUGCCGGAGUUGUUUCCUCUAUUCUUGUAUAUCUCAAUGGUUUUAAAUUAUAUCAAAAUAUAGCUAUCACAUACGCAGCAUCAACUAUCUCUGGAAGAAUUUUUGUUGAUUCAAAUCAAGAUAAUCAAUACAAUAGUGGAGAAACAUUGUUAAAUAAUGUUGCAAUCGGAUUAACUUCUCCCACCACUACUUACACAACAAGUUCAGAUGCAUCAGGAACAUAUCAAUUCAUUGCAACACUGGAUAUCUUGUAUCCAUUGAGUAUACCAACACCUCCAAGCUCAUACAUGAUACCAUUACAAUCUCAAAUAGUUUACGCUUCAUAUUCAACCCAAAAUAACUUGGUUGUAAACAUUGGAGUUGUUCCAAUAUCAGCAGCAGGUUGUAGUGGAACCAUCAAAACAGCAAAUGGUGAAACCAUGAAUAUCCAAUAUGGUUCAUUUGACUUGACUUUGUAUGGUUGGUGUAAAUCUCCAUCGAUUUGUAAGAAUCCAUUUACAUCGAUUAAAAUUCCACCGGCUUGUCAGAGUAAAAUUGUAAACAAUGUUUUGACCAUUGGUUAUCUAUGUUCAUACAGAGGAUUUACAUUUGAUUCAAUUGGAUUAAAUUCUUAUAGUAGUACAGGCUUCCCGGGAUAUACAUACUAUUGGUCAGUUUGUGGAAUCAAUCCAACAUGUUCUCCAUAUUCCAAUACAGCACAAUCUUGUCAGGGUGGAUCUAAAUACUACAGUACUGGUAAAAUUAGUAGUGGAACAUGGUCUAAAAAUGAUACUGGAAGUGGAGUUCAAGUAAAAUACACCAAUGGAGAAACAUAUGGCUGCACAACUGGUAGAGAGAUGACAGUUCAUAUAUCAUGUGGUGCCACAUCAAAAGCAAUUUCCUCUUACGAAUAUCCAUCGUCAAGUUGCAAAUACCAUUCACACAUGACAUCUCCGUUGGCAUGUGGAAAUUUCCCAGCUCAAGAUUUGUGGAGUUGUAAAACAUAUACUAUGAGUAGCUCUGAUACUGAUACUACUAAAUUUACAUUUUCAAUUUGUUCGACUUCAGUAAACAAUGUUUGUACAAAUGAUGGUGGAGGUGAUAUUUCAGCAUGCUAUGGUCCUUACUACGGGAAUAGCAAUGGAUUCAAUGUUAUAUACUAUAUACGUUAUGGUAAAUAUUCAACAGCAACUUGGAGCGCUGUUACCAACUAUAUCGGUGCAAAGGUGACCUAUUCAUACUCUGAUACUCAAAUAAGUAGUUGCUCAGAUGGAAGUAAUUCAUUUGUAAUGGAAGUGAAUUUAAUUUGUGGAGAUGAUUAUGAACCUUUGUGGAUUAAAAAUGGAGCAUGUAAUCCAAUCACCUACUUGUAUACACCUCAAGCAUGUCCAACAGUCAUUCCAAAUUGUCAAUUCAAUGGAAUGGACUUCUCAUCACUUGCAAAAUGGCCUCGUACUUUAACAUUUUUACUAAUACCAAUUCUAUUAGGACAGGAUAUAAUAAUCAACCUAUACAUUUUGAUUCAAUUGAAUACUACUCAAAGCGAUGGAAUCAUUAAAAAAAGAUAUUACACUCCAAAGGUUGGAGGUGUGAAUAUGCCGGUUGAAGGAGAUACUGUUCUCACCUUUAUUACGAAAUCAUCUCGAUUUAGACUAAUGAUCAACAAUAUCAAAAAUAAAUUUUCAUCCUCUUCAACAUUUUCAAAGAAAAACGAUGAACGUGCAAUAUUCUAUGGCAAUAAUGGUGCAAGAUUAACUCUACUAGUUGUCCCAAUUCCUCAGUCUGUGAAAAAGAUUAAUAUUUAUAUCCUAAAAUUAUUCGUUGGUCGAGUUUAA
Molecule: messenger RNA, 1839 nt
Organism: Heterostelium album PN500
Lineage: Eukaryota; Evosea; Eumycetozoa; Acytosteliales; Acytosteliaceae
Exons: 10
Coding region: 1-1839 (612 amino acids)
Source: RefSeq, a predicted model, not a curated record